Dicrocoelium dendriticum is the source of this 2506-nucleotide messenger RNA. Lineage: Eukaryota; Metazoa; Platyhelminthes; Trematoda; Plagiorchiida; Dicrocoeliidae. The record is from the annotation of a GenBank genome assembly.
AUAUACAACGCCACUUGUUCUUUCUUGUUGUGCAAUGGCGGUCGUUUCGAUCACCUCGUUUUGCGCUUAAUUUCCGUCUGCUGGGAUAUCACGUUACAUUUCUACAUCCUACUGGAAAUAUGCAGAUUGAUGUACAGCGGGAUGUUUACGAUAAAUUUCAGCGCAUAAAGUCAAAAUAUUUCAGCGAGCUAUCCGAUAGUGAAUUUUUAUCUUCUCUACUGGAUCAUGUCGAUUCCCCUAACCUUCGAGAUGGACGUUCCUUUUUAGAUGAAAGUUUCUCCGGAAAACAGUUAAAGGCGGAAGGUUUGGAUGAACAUAGAAAAUGUCCUGAAUGCAAAUUUUCCACCUCCUCAACCGGUUCGCUACAUGAGCACUUUGAAUCGGCUCAUAAUGAAAAUGGAAGUUUUUCCUGUACCUGCGGAGAUUCGUAUUCACGUUUACCUGACUUUCUGCAACAUUAUAUUGAUUGCCCUGUGGCUGCCACGGAUCUGCAGGAUCCACCUAAAAACCCGCGCAAACGCGUUAAACGUUCGCCUGACUCUAAAGAUGAAGACACAACUGCAUCAGAUGCCAAUGGUAGUAUCGAAGAUGCUACGGAAACUUACUACUCUUAUCGUCAUCCUUCGGUAUCUCCUAUUGCUGGCCCAUCGGACGACAAACCAUUUGGAUGUCCAAAGUGCCUCAAAGGUUUCAAAAGUAAAUCUUUAUUGGAUCAACAUAUGCAUUUGCACUACCCUCCUCGGUAUAAGUGCAGAUGGUGUGGGAAUGUUUACAGAUGGCCACCUGUGUACUAUCAUCACAAGCAGAAAUGCAAGAAACGCCCGCUUCAUCAUAGUGGAUCCUUUACCCCUGCUAGCGAGUGUUCUGGUCUCGGUGGUUCUUACAGACAUCCAGAUCCUGCUCUUUCUGUUGAACAUUUCACACGGGCACAAACAACUUUCGCUCAAUUUAUGCACCUCCACAGCCUGCGUUUACUACAGCAGACGGGUUCCUCCAAUGGACAGCCCUUGUCAAAUCCUGCCGCGGCGGACGCACCGAACGUUAUUCCCUUGACGUGCAUUUGCUCGGAAGCCUUUCCCAAUUUACCGAGUUACCUUGAGCAUGCAAAGUCUUGUUCCAGCAUGUUGUCUGCGUCUACAGUAUUCGAGCACCUCGCUCCCCAUCCGUUAUUCCAUCCCCCUUCACUCGGCCUGGAUCUAUCCACUUCCGCUAUCCCCGAUAGUCCUGACCAAGACCGAUCGGUUGCGGCGGAUCUAUCCUCGUCAAAAGAUACAACUGCUAAUUACUCAUCUCAUUCGAAUGGGAUUUUUCCAUGCUCUAUCUGUGGUAAGGAUUUUAAUUCCAAGUUGUCUUUGAAGCAACACGUCGACGGGAAACAUCGUGCAGAAGGAAAAUAUCUUUGUCCCACUUGUGGAAAACGCUAUCGUUGGGGUGCUUCUUUUUAUUAUCACAAGAAAACUUGUGUUGUCUCCGAAGUGCCAUCAGUAGUGAACAAUCAAACUCCGGAAUUAUUGGCAAGUCACACUUAACUGCCGUAUCCACAUCUUACUAUCCUUGUUCUUCCCCAAACCACUUGCUCAUUUCCGCCUGUUUGGUCGCUCCAUUUUUAUCAUUCCUCUAAUUUCCCUCUAUCUUACUCGUCACUGCAGUUGAAUCGCGGGUUUUUAUCCAUCAAGGGUUACUUCAUCUUCAACUUUGAUCUUCGCACACCCACUACUUACCUGGAAGCCUUAGCCUUUUGUAUCCCCGUGCAUUUCAGCUUUGUUCUUCCAAGAUUACUUAGCUACUUUGCAUUCGCCCCAUUUUGCAUGGUUUUGUACUCGGUGAGUCGCCCGCAGCGUCUGUACAAAUUUCGCUGAUCUUACUCACCAAGUCUGUAGCCAACAAAAAGCAGACAUUUUUUCUCGCGCGCAGCCAAACUACUCUUGUAAUGGUGCAUUUAUCCAUACGAUGGGUCGCCUUCGUUUGAUAAUGAUCGCGUACCAGUUCGUUCCUGUGUGUCUGCUCCGGACUCAUUUGAUUAUCUAGUCAUUAUGUUAUCUUGAUCGUAUUCUUGAAUGGAUCCUUUGCUCACAAUCCAAGGCUGUCGUACGUAUAAACUUUUGACUUGAUAUGAACCAACCUAUUUUCGUUCCACCCUCGUUUCACUCUGGUAUUUUUAAUCUUAUCCAUGCGCUCUCCGGUUACAGCCUAAUUACGGUAGCUGGGAUUCUCGGGUAUCUUUUCGGAUGGUUGUGUAGCUGGACUUUCUUGACUCCUUUUCGACUGAAGACAGCUCAUAGUGCGUCCAUCCUUGAUCGUGUACACGAAUGUAUUCCUUUGCUCUCUAUUAUGCUUGGCUAUUCCCAUUCCCUUGGCUAAAUCUAUGUAGCCGUUCACUGGCCAUAAUAUUCGUUUAUCAGUACCUAAUCUCUAGUGUUUUGACAUGACAUCGUUGCUAUCCCCGUCUCCUUUCGUAAUUUGUGUGGUACCAGUUAGGGACACCAUUUAGCGCAACUGAUAACCA